GAGCAAAGAUGCCAUGUGAGUGUUCUCCAUUCAUGACUCACCCUCUCUUCCUCCUCCUUUUCAUUGCUCAACCCCAAAUCUCCCUGGGAAAUACCUCCCUAACUGGGGACCAAGUCAGUGCCUCAUGGAGGUAACUGAGUCAUGAGGGGUGGAGAAGAGGCAGGGAGGCAGAGGAUAAAUAGCAGCCUGGCUUCACUGGUUCUUCUCUGCAUCCUCUCCACCCUCCCAACAAUAUGCGUCUCGCCAGUUUGGUCAGUUCCUGCUCCUUCCUACUGCUAUUGGGGGCCCUGCCUGGAUGGGCAGCCAAUGAUGACCCUCUUGAGAAGGUCAUUGAAGGGAUCAACCGAGGGCUGAGCAAUGCAGAGAGAGAGGUGGGCAAGGCCCUGGAAGGCAUCAAUAAUGGAAUCACUCAAGCUGGAAGGGAAGUGGAGAAAGUUCUUAAUGGACUUAGCAACAUGGGGAGCCAGGCUGGCAAGGAGCUGGACAAGGGCGUCCAGGGGCUCAACCACGGCUUGGACAAAGUAGCCCAUGGGAUCAACAAUGGCGUCGGACAAGGAGGAAAGGAAGCAGAGAAGCUUAUCCAUGGCGUGAACAAUGCUGCUGGACAGGUUGGGAAGGAGACAGACAAAGUGAUUCAGGGGGUCCAUCAUGGGGUCAACCAGGCGGGAAGUGAGGCAGGAAGGCUUGGCCAGGGGCUCCACCAUGCUGCAGGGCAGGCUGGGAAUGAGGUGGGGAGGUUUGGCCAGGGGGUUCACCAUGCUGCAGGGCAGGCUGGGAAUGAGGUGGGGAGGUUUGGCCAGGGGGUUCACCAUGCUGCAGGGCAGGCUGGGAAUGAGGCAGAAAAGUUUGGCCAUGGGGUUCACCAUGGCAUUAAUGAGGCCUGGAAGGAAGCAGAGAAGUUUGGCCAGGGGGUCCACCAUGCUGCAGGGCAGUCUGGGAAUGGGGCAGGGAGGUUUGGCCAGGGGCUCCACCAUGCUGCUGGGCAGGCUGAGAAGGAGGCAGAAAAGUUUGGCCAUGGGGUUCACCAUGGCAUAAAUGAGGCUUGGAAGGAGGCUGAGAAGUUUGGCCAGGGGGUCCACCAUGCUUCAGGGCAGGAUGGAAAUGAGGCAGGGAGGUUUGGCCAGGGGGUUCACCGUGGCAUUAAUGAGGCCUGGAAGGAAGCAGAGAAGUUUGGCCAGGGGGUCCAUCAUACUGCUGGGCAGGCUGGGAAAGAGGGGGACAAAAUAGUCCAAGGAGUCCAUCCUGGGGUCAGCCAGGCUGGGAAAGAGGUAGAGCAGUUUGGCCACGGGGUCCACCACGGGGUUAAUGAGGCUUGGAAGGAGGCAGAGAAGUUUGGUCAGGGGGUCCACCAUGCUGCAGGGCAGGCUGGGAAAGAGGGGGAAAAAGUGGUUCAAGGGGUCCACAAUGGAGUCAACCAGGCUGGGAAGGAAGUAGAGCAGUUUGGCCAUGGGGUCCACCACGGAGUCCACCACGGGGUUAAUGAGGCUUGGAAGGAGGCAGAGAAGUUUGGUCAGGGGGUCCACCAUGCUGCAGAGCAGGCUGGGAAAGAGGGGGAAAAAGUGGUUCAAGGGGUCCACAAUGGAGUCAACCAGGCUGGGAAAGAAGCAGAGCAGUUUGGACAUGGGGUCCACCAUGGGGUUAAUGAGGCUUGGAAGGAGGCAGAGAAGUUUGGUCAGGGGGUCCACCAUGCUGCAGAGCAGGCUGGGAAAGAGGGGGAAAAAGUGGUUCAAGGGGUCCACAAUGGAGUCAACCAGGCUGGGAAAGAAGCAGAGCAGUUUGGACAUGGGGUCCACCAUGGGGUUAAUGAGGCUUGGAAGGAGGCAGAGAAGUUUGGUCAGGGGUUCCACCAUGCUGCAGGGCAGGCUGGGAAAGAGGGGGAAAAAGUGGUUCAAGGAGUCCACAAUGGAGUCAACCAGGCUGGGAAGGCAGAGGAGCAUUUUGGCCAGGGAGUUCACCAUGCUGUUGAACAGGCUGGAAAGGAGGCAAACAAAGUGGUCCAAGGGUUCUACGAUGGGGCCAACCAGGCUGGGAAGGAGGCAGAGAAGUUCGGUCAAGGGGUCAACCACGCUGCUGGCCAGGCUGGAAAGGAAGCGGAGAAGCUUGGCCAAGGUGUCCACCAUGCUGCUGGCCAGGCUGGAAAGGAGGUGGACAGGUUGCAGCAGAAUGUUCAUAAUGGGGUCAACCAACACGGCAAGGAGGCCAACCAGCUGCUGAAUGGCGGUCAUCCAGGCGGAUCCACCGUCCAUCACGGAGGGGGCGCAACCACAACAUUAACAUCUGGAGCUUCGGUCAACAAGCCCUUCAUCAACUUUCCAGCUCUGUGGCAGAGCGUCGCCAACAUCAUUCCCUAAACUGAUGCCUGGCCUUGCUGAGCAGACUGAUGUUCCUGUUGUCAUAGCUGAAAUGACUUGAAGGAGCUGGGGAUGGGGGUUGGGGUAGAUUUUGGGAGUCCCUUACGGGAAUGGUGCUAAGAUUUGUGAAUAAAUAAGACACAACCUACUCUCA
This is a messenger RNA of Artibeus jamaicensis (Jamaican fruit-eating bat), 2505 nucleotides long. It is a transcript of the gene SBSN, whose product is annotated as suprabasin. The record is from RefSeq and is a predicted model, not a curated record. The coding region runs from base 234 to 2351 and encodes 705 amino acids. NCBI's taxonomy places the organism in Eukaryota, Metazoa, Chordata, Mammalia, Chiroptera, Phyllostomidae. The transcript is spliced from 5 exons.